Medioppia subpectinata is the source of this 945-nucleotide messenger RNA. The record is from the annotation of a GenBank genome assembly. NCBI's taxonomy places the organism in Eukaryota, Metazoa, Arthropoda, Arachnida, Sarcoptiformes, Oppiidae.
GUGGCCCACAACGCCGAGGCCGACCAGGGGCUGCACACCUAUCGGGUGGGCAUCAAUCAGUUCGCCGACAUGACCGACGAGGAGUACAGAUCGCAUUUGAACCUGCGCAUCAACCCGGCCUAUUUGCAAAAUUUGACCGAGGUCGAUGAGCGUGUAGAUGUCAACGCCUACCCCGACAGUGUCGACUGGCACGCCAAGGGCAAAGUGGCUGCCGUUAAAGACCAGGGUCAGUGCGGCUCCUGUUUCGCCUUCUCGGCCGUCGCCUCCAUUGAAAGUCAAUACGCUAUCGCCACCGGCAAACCGGUGCCCGACCUGUCGGCCCAGCAAAUCGUCGACUGCAUCCACUCCGGCGGGGACGUGUGCCAGACCGGCGGCGACCCCGUGGGUGCCCUAAACCUGGUAAUCCAGGAAGGUGGCGUCGAGACCACCCGUGACUAUCCCUACCACGCUCGUAUGUCUAGCUGCGUGUACUCCCGUAGCAAAGCAGCUGUCUCAAUCACUGGCGUAAAAACCCUGCAAACCGGUAACGAGAAUACCCUGAAGUCAAUGGUCGCCGGACAGCCAGUGGCCGUCGCCAUCGACGCUGGUCACCCUGGUUUCCGUAACUACAAAUCCGGUGUUUACCAGGAUUCAGCCUGUCACACCCAGGUGUCUGGCUUGAACCAUGGUGUUUUGGCCGCUGGUUAUGGCUCGGAAAAUGGCCAUGAUUAUUGGCUUAUCAAGAACUCGUGGGGAACUGGUUAUGGUGCCAAUGGCUAUCUCAAAAUGGCCCGUAACCAUAACAAUAACUGUGGUGUGGCUUCCUAUGCCUGCUACCCGACCGGUGCCCAUUAAAUCCGGGUCCGACUGUAUAUGAUUUUUGUAUAAAUAACCCCAAAUACUUUGUAUAGAAAUGCAUUUGUAUUGAAUAAUUAAGUGUAUAAUAAAGCAAAACAAAAAAUUACA